UCGUCAUCGUCAACAUUGUCACCAUCAACGUCAUCGUCAACGAUGUCACCAUCAACAUCAUCGGCAACGUCACCACAGUCAACGUCAUCGUCAACGUCGCUGGCAACGAUAUCAUCAACGUCAUUGUCAACGUCACCACAGUCAACGUCAUUGUCAACGAUGUCAUCAUCAACAACAUCAUCGUCAACGUCGUUGGCAACGAUGUCACUGUCAACAUCAUCGUCAACGUCAUCGUCAACAACGUCAUCGUCAACAUCAUCGUCAAUGACGUCACAGUCGUCAUCGUCAACAUUGUCACCGUCAACGUCAUCAUCAACGUCACCACAGUCAACGUCAUCGUCAACGAUGUCAUUGUCAACAACAUCAUCAUCAACGUCACCGGCAACGAUGUCACCAGCAACGUCAUCGUCGUCACCACAGUCAACGUCGUCAGCAACAAUGUCAACGUCAACAACAUCGUCAAUGAUGUCACCGUCAUCGUCAACGUCAUCGUCAACAAUGUCAUCAUCAACGAUGUCACCGUCAAUGUCAUCGUCAACAUCAUCGUCAAUGACGUCACAGUCGUCAUCAUCAACAUUGUCACCGUCAACGUCAUCGUCAACGUCACCACAGUCAACGUCAUCAGCAACGAUGUCAUCGUCAAUAACAUCAUCAUCAAUGUCGCCGGCAACGAUAUCGUCAACAUCAUCGUCAACGAUGUCACCGUCAACGUCAUCGCCAACGUCACCACAGUCAACGUCAUCGUCAACGAUGUCACCGUCAUCAUCAACAUCAUCAUCAACGUCACCACAGUCAACAUUAUCAUCAACGUCGUCGGCAACAAUGUCAUUGUCAACGGUGUCAUCGUCAACAUCAUCACAGGCAACGUCAUCGUCAACGUCAUCAGUGUCAUCAUCAACAUCGUUGGCAAUGACGUCAACGUCAUCAGCAACGAUGUCAUCGUCAACAACAUCAUCAUCAACGUCGUCAGCAACGAUAUCGUCAACGUCAUUGUCAACAAUGUCACCAUCAACGUCAUCGUCAACGUCACCACAGUCAACGUCAUCAUCGUCGUCGUCAACGAUGUCAUCGUCAACGUCAUCAUCGUCGUCACAGUCAACAUCACCAUCAACGAUGUCACCAUCGUCAUCAGUCGUCAGCUUGUCAUCGUCAACAAUGUCACCGUCCAUGUCAUUGUCAACGUCACUGUCAACGCUGUCACACUCAACGUCACCAUCAACGAUGUCACCGUCACCUCAACGUCAUUGUCAACGUCGUCACAGUUGUCAUCGUCAAUGUCACCGUCAACGUCGUCACAGUCGUCGUCAAUGAUGUCAUCGUCAAC
This is a messenger RNA of Eurypyga helias (sunbittern), 1324 nucleotides long. RefSeq lists its product as uncharacterized. The transcript is spliced from 6 exons. NCBI's taxonomy places the organism in Eukaryota, Metazoa, Chordata, Aves, Eurypygiformes, Eurypygidae. The record is from RefSeq and is a predicted model, not a curated record. The annotation marks the transcript as partial.